AUGUCUAUUAAUAAGGCAUUGUGUGAUUUAGGAUCAAGUAUCAAUCUGAUGCCCCUGUCUAUGAUGAGAAGGUUGUCUAUAAAAGAAGUGAAACCUACACGGAUGUCCUUGCAACUUGCUGAUAGAUCACUGGUAAUUCCCAAUGGAGUAGUUGAGAAUCUGUUAGUCAAGGUAGGGAAGUUCAUAUUUCCAGCAAAUUUUGUAAUCCUGAAUUUAGAUGAAGAGGGAAGUGAUUCUAUCAUAUUAGGAAGAUCUUUCUUGGCCAUAGCAAGAGCUAUUAUUGAUGUAGAGAAAAGAGAAAUGACCUUGCGGGCACAUGAUGAGCACAUAAUCUUGAAUGUCUUUAAGGAGAUGUAG
Molecule: messenger RNA, 357 nt
Organism: Arachis stenosperma
Lineage: Eukaryota; Viridiplantae; Streptophyta; Magnoliopsida; Fabales; Fabaceae
Exons: 1
Coding region: 1-357 (118 amino acids)
Source: RefSeq, a predicted model, not a curated record